AUGUCGCUUCCUGUGAUUUCAUUUGACCGUGAAGCUUUGUCAGAAAAUAGGGGGAAGGUCAUAAGUCUUUUAUCAAUGCAACAACUGAAUACAAUAAUGCAUAAUCAUAAUCAUGAACCGGUCCCGGUGGUUCAAUUACGUCUAUGCAGCAAUCAACCUCAAAGAUAUCAAUUAAGAUCUGGUAAUAAGGAGUUCUUUUACCCUACUUUCUUGGUAUUAACUGGUCAGUCUUUUCAAAUAAUGACCGACUGA
This is a messenger RNA of Echinococcus granulosus, 252 nucleotides long. RefSeq lists its product as hypothetical. The record is from RefSeq and is a predicted model, not a curated record. Bases 1 to 252 code for a protein of 83 amino acids. Lineage: Eukaryota; Metazoa; Platyhelminthes; Cestoda; Cyclophyllidea; Taeniidae. The transcript is spliced from 2 exons.